AUGACACCGAGGGGCAUCAAGAGGAUGUUCAGGGAAAGCCCAGAAGAGCUUGUAUUAGCUCUAGCAAUUCUUGCUGGUUUAGCUGGUGUUUCCAUCUACAUCGUCAAGCUAUACUUCGACUACUUCAUGGCCCGCCAAUUUACGAAGUAUCCCAAGCCCAUCGCCAAGUCUCUUCGCCGAGCCCUUUACUACACAAAUAUCAGCCCCGAUGCGAACCUCGCGAGGAAGUACUACAAGCAGGCACUUGAGCAGUGCAAUGAGCUCCAGCUAGACCCGUUCUCUGAUGAUGUCCUGGGCAUAAGGAUUCAAACGGCAGCCUGGCUCGAAAAGAUCGAAAAUUACCAGGGAGCCAUAACUGUUUUGGAUUCUGUUCUCAGAGACUGCCUCAAGUGGGUGGAAUGGAUUGAGAACUCCGUUGCAGAUGGAACAGUAGACAAGUCAGGGAAGCCGCCUGCCGUAAAGCCUCUGUCGGAUAAUCAACGUCCAGUAAUUGCAGAGAAUGGCGAAGAAAAGGUUGUCGAAAACCUGUGGCGCAAGCGCACUCGUCUUCUGGCUAAAGCCGUCGGAACUAGCACUAAGCUUGGUGCCCUCUAUUCGGACGAGCAUGUUAUGGAGCCGGAAAACGCUCAGGCUCGCCUGACGUGGGCCGUCGAAACAGCACUGGCAGAAUCAAGACGACGCCAUAAGGAGGGUGUCAAGGAAGAUGAAGGUCCCUGGAUGAGCCCAGAGGAAAUCGGCGGUGCCAUGGAGUCCCUCGCCCAACACUACGAGACUAAAUCUCACUUCCACCUGGCAGUGCCUCUGUUGUUCCAGGCAUUGCGACUUUGUGCCAGCCCUUGUCACCGAGUAACAAUCAUGAACAAUCUGGCUGCGGCAUUUGCCCAGCAUCCUCUUCAAACCCCGCUGGAUGCCAUUCCAAACGCCCCUGCAAUUUCCGACGCCAUAGUCAGUCCUGACAUGCCGACAGACCGAGCCGGGCUCUUGGAGGCUGCGAGGAACUGGGCUAGCAAUGCUUACUCACACUCAAAGGAUGUGAAUGGAGAGGACCGAACCGAAGAGUGCGACGAAGCUUGCGCUGUAGCAUUAACCAACAUGGGUGAUAUUGCCGCCCUUCUGGGAAAGAAGGAGGAUGCAAGGAAGCGUUUCCAGCAGGCAAUCGACAUGAGCAGGAAGAUUGGCUUCGGCCCCGGUGUCUCUCAGGCCGAGGCAGGACUUCAAAAGCUCUAG
Messenger RNA from Colletotrichum orchidophilum, 1227 nucleotides. Its product is annotated as TPR domain-containing protein. Gene Ontology annotation, molecular function: misfolded protein binding. Gene Ontology annotation, biological process: protein quality control for misfolded or incompletely synthesized proteins. The transcript is spliced from 4 exons. The record is from RefSeq and is a predicted model, not a curated record. Bases 1 to 1227 code for a protein of 408 amino acids. Gene Ontology annotation, cellular component: i-AAA complex. Lineage: Eukaryota; Fungi; Ascomycota; Sordariomycetes; Glomerellales; Glomerellaceae.